Molecule: messenger RNA, 6901 nt
Organism: Limulus polyphemus (Atlantic horseshoe crab)
Lineage: Eukaryota; Metazoa; Arthropoda; Merostomata; Xiphosura; Limulidae
Product: protein Fe65 homolog
Exons: 16
Coding region: 218-2350 (710 amino acids)
Biological process (GO): regulation of DNA-templated transcription
Cellular component (GO): cytoplasm; nucleus
Molecular function (GO): transcription factor binding; amyloid-beta binding
Source: RefSeq, a predicted model, not a curated record
GUUAAGGUUAGUCACCUGACCAUAUACAACGAGGAAAAGUGCGAGGCAGAGUGUGGGCACUGUUAACGAGAGAAAGUUUGUCUGUUCCGCGGAGGCGAGUAAGUAGCUUAGAUUUGUACCUGUAGUGCACACCCUACACCCUCAAUAUCAAGAACACCAACUAUCGAAGAUCCAGACCAACUAUACUAAUAAGAAGAAGGACAUCGUGUAAUGGAUUAUGGUGCGUUUAGAUAACGAAGUUUUAAGUUUCCCCAACCCCAACUACCACCUAAACCCAGCCGACAUCAACAGCAACCCGGAACCAACCUUCAACCCAAUUGGCUUGGAUGAACGCUUGUUUGAAAAGUGGGAUGCGGUAAGGAACAGUGGCGAGGCUAAGAAUGGAGAAUCUUUGGACAUCAAUUUGAACUCUACCUUUGGCCAAACGGAGACAGUCAUGGCAAACCCGGACAGAGAUAAUAACAUGUGCAACACUGCUGAUACAACACAGACUUGUUCGGAGUCCGAUAUUAACAGUCCCAUGAGAAAAGACUCAAAUGACAAUACAACCACCAAGGAAAGAAACGGUCUUUUGGAGUAUUAUCUGAGUCUAGAAGCUGCUGUCAGACAACAACAGGAGGCUAAUCAAAAAGCAGAAGAAGAGGAAUUGAAAAAGAAUCAUGGCAAUGGCAGUGUACAGGUGACACCUGAAAGUUUGGAGAGUAAUCACGUGGCAGAUCAAUCCAUUACAACAACAUUACAACAACACCAUAACGAAGCAAACAAAUAUGUUCCACCAGUAGAGAGCGCUGUCAAAAAAGAUGCAGUUUCUACGUAUUUGAAGAGACAAUCUAUUCCCUUACCUGAAAAACCUUCUGAAGAACAAAAAGUCUCUUCUCUUGAGAGUACUCAGAAGGCAGAUAGUCCUAACACAUGUUAUAAAGAUGAUCUGUUGCCUCCCGGCUGGGAAAGACACGAAGAUGAAAGUGGUCCGUAUUACUGGCACAUCAGUAGUGGAAGUAUUCAGAGGCAGCCACCCCCACCAACGGUACCUCCAAUGGUCAACUAUACCAUUCAAUCCAAACGAUCGUCUGUUGGUCUGGAGUCAGUAUGGAACCCUUUAUCAAGUCUAGCAGCUUCAUCUCCACCUACCGGUAAAGUUUUCGAAGAGGAAACGAUCUCGGGACUCACUCGACGGCAAGAGAACCAGUUGAAAAGACGAAGCUACCCUCAGCGGUUGUGUAGCCUAACGCCUGAUAAGAAGCCCAUUAGAUUUGCUGUACGAUCUCUAGGAUGGGCGGAAAUAGCAGAAGAGGACCUAACUCCCGAGAAAAGCAGCAAAGCUGUCAAUAAAUGUAUUGUUGAUUUGAGUCUUGGACGGAAUGACAUUUUGGAUGCCAUUGGGCGAUGGGGAGAUGGAAAAGACCUGUACAUGGACCUGGAUGAUUACUGUCUUCGUUUAAUCAAUCCUCACGACCUAACUGUUCUAAAUAUUCAGCCCAUCCAAACAAUACGAGUAUGGGGAGUGGGCCGAGAUAACGGCAGAGAAAGGGAUUUUGCCUAUGUUGCACGAGAUCGGGUUACUCGGAAGCAGAUGUGCCACGUCUUCCGCUGUGACAUCCCUGCACGAAUUAUCGCCAAUACACUGAGAGACUUGUGCAAAAAAAUCAUGUUAGAACGUAGCUACCAACAAAAUUUUGCAAAUCUCGUUACCCACGCUGCUUCAAAGCCAACGAUGAAAGCCGAAAGGCAGGGAAUAAAAGCAGUAGCUGCUAGGCCUACCAACUUACCAGUGGAGCAAAGGCGUCUGAGGCAUAUGAAUUCAAGAAAUGUUUACAAUAGUCAGUCUUUCCCUACUCCUAUGGAAGAACCAAGAAAAAUUAUUAAAGCUUACUACCUUGGAACUACAUUGGUGCUAAAACCUUCUGGUAUGGACGUCAUCAACAGCGCUAUCAGUGAACUGGUAGUAUCAGUGCCAUCUGAAGCCUACAGAUACGUUGAUGUUGUUGUGUCGCCCUCUACUAUCGCCAUUGCGAAGAUAGGCCCUGAUCCAAGACUACUAGCUGAAUGUAGAGUGCGCUAUCUGACCUUUUUAGGCAUUGGACAAAUAGUGAAACACUGUGCUUUCAUCAUGCACACAGCAGAUGAUCAGUUUAUUGCCUACGUGUUCCAUUGUGAGCCUUCCUCAGGACCACUUUGCAAAACAAUUGAAGCAGCUUGCAAGCUUCGUUACCAGAAGUGUCUUGACGCUCAUCGAGAAGCCUUAGCUAGAAAGAAUUGCGAAGGUCAACAAAGGAAGGGUUUAAAGUCAAUAAUACGAGGAAUGUUUGGAAGUUUAACCAGUAGUUUGAGCCGGAGUAUCGAAUCAUGAAGACCUGCGAAAAGAAACUGUGUCAAUACGUUUCAUGUUAUGAAAUUCUAACAUGUAUGUGUAACGUGUUUUAGUUAUUACUUUUAGUUUUACUUUUUUAUUAUAUUUCCGGAAAAUUCACAGCGCUGCCGAAAUAUAGGUUUUGCUUGUUUUCAUUAUCACUAUAAAGUAAUAUUAAACAAAUAGCAGAGUUUUCGAAUGUAAAAAAAAAAAACAACUAAAUUUCUUCAUGGUGUCAUUUUUAAAUACGUGUUGUUGUUGUUUUUUUUGUGUUUUUUUUUUUGCAUAAUAAUACAUAAUAUCAUUUUGGUUUGUAUUUCUGAUUAAGUAUAAUAAUAUUUAUUGAUUAUCACGAUGUUUCGUAUGUUAGCGUCAUCUAGUGGUAAGAAAAUAUAUACAACUGAGCACUAUCUCGACAUUAGGCUAAUUGACAAUUUUUAAGAACCAAUAUGUUAUUUUUCCCUGUAGGUGAAUUUGUUUUUUAGUAACGUAAGUAAUUUAUCUAAAACAAUGGUUCUCAAACUUUGUCAAAGCAAGCCUCCCCAAGGAUCUUUAAAAAUAUCAAAAAACAAUUGCGCCUCCCCAUAGUUUACGAUUUAAGAUAUUGCUGUGGAAAAAAAACCACCAAGUUUAAGUGUCAGGGCUUGGCAUGGUAGGGUGGAUAGGCACCUAACUCGCAAUCUGCGAGUCGUGGAAUCGAAACCAAACUCUGAACUUAUUCACCCCUUUCAGCGUUGGAACGUUAUAAUGUGACGGUUAAUACCACUAUUUGUUGGUAAAAAAGUAACCUAAGACUUGGCGGUGAGUGCUGACUAACUGCCUUCUCUCUAGUCUAUCACUUCAAAAAUAGCAGCGACUAGUGCAGAUUGCCUCGAGUUGCUUUACAUGAAAUUCAACAAAAAAAAGUGUCACGGUUAGUAAGGUAAGAUAAACAAAAACUAUAUAUGGUAUAUUGUUCUUUAUUCGUUUUUUGUUUGGGAUAUUUUUCUAACAAGUUUUUUUUUUUUUUAAAUCGUCAAACCUUCUUUCUUAAAAACACUGACGCGCAGCCAGCGCUGUACUUCCCUGUAGGUUCCCCGAUGGGACAGCGGUAAUCUGUGGAUUUAUAACGCUAAAAUCAUGGGUUCAGUUCCUUUAGGUGUAUACAGCAGAUAGCCCGAUUUGGCUUUGCUAUAAUAAAAAAAUCAAUCACACAUGCUUCUCUGUAGAGAGGCGCCCAUAGUGUGAAAAUCGCUGGCUUAGAGCGUCUUCUAGUAUUAAAAAUAAUUGAAAGAUUUUAUUGACGGAUUUUUAAUUCAGUGUAAAUCCGUCGAAUAUCGUAUAUAUAAUACGUUCCACGUUGCUUGCUUAUCUAAACGUUCAAUGAAACAAAUUAAACAUCAUGUUUAUUAAAUCAGAAUCACAGAAUCUUCAAAAAUCUUUCAGUUAUCUCACAUUUAAGUGGGUAGGGGAUUAAGAGAUAUUAAGUUCGUGUAAGCAUUUAUAUAUAUUACGUACUUUUCGUCAUCAUUAUAAUUUAUAGAGAAAGCUGUUAGUUUUGUUGACAAUAUCUUAUUAAAAUAUAUUAAGAUGUCUGGUAUAUACUAAUUAAUAGUUUUCUUUUAAAAAUGAUGGGGAAAGUGGCGGUUUUUCGUCAAUUUUACAAGGACAAUAUUCGAAAUUUCAACAUUUAAGUUAUUACAAAACCAGUAAUGUUUCGACUGUGCUCUACAUGUGUUCUGAAAUGAUAACAUUAAAAUUUGGCCUUGUUUGACUCGGCUGUUUAGCUGUAGUCUUUCGUGGGAAAAUUAGUAUUCUAUUAAAAAUGUCAGUAAAUUACACGUGAACAAGUCAGUUAUGGAGAAUUAUUGUGAUUACCUGGGAAACUUGUUUGUUUAUUAUCAUUUGUUGUGUAAAUAACAUUUGGAAUGAAACAUUGUAGAACAACAAUAAAUGAAAAAAUUAUAUGUUCAAUUGAAGUUUACUAACCAAAUUUCUGAAAUAUAAUUUAAGGGCAGAUGUAAGAAUAUAUUUUCAGCAAGUUGUACGUGUAUAUAUAUAUUAUUUUUAUUUUCGGGAAUAUUAGCUGAGAGAAGAUGUUUCGAUACACGUGUUUUUCUUUAUAUAUUUCGAAAAUAUCACAUCCUCAGUGUUGUGUAAUUGUUAUCAUAAGAGGGUAAUGUGGCUUAAGAAAACUGUUAUAUAUAAAUUGAUUGUAUAUAUUACUUAAUCGAUUUUCCUUUUUCAAUUUUCUUGUUCUAUCAUUAACUUAGUCGUAAGCGAAGUACUUGGACUGAUGAUCUUCUAUUACUCAUGAUUGUAUAAAUUUUAAAGUUUUUUUAUAUGUUUUUAUACUUUGAAAAAUCCUAUUUUAAAUAUCACAGACGAAAAACUUAUAGGUCAUUACAAAUGAUUCGCAGAUUGAGUUUGAAUUUAUCCAGUUUGGAGGCCUCACAUGAAUUUUACGAUCAUGUUGGACUGUAGCUAACGCUGACUAAUAUUGAAGGAUUCCAAAUUUUGAUUGUAAUCCUUCUCUAAGUAGGAACUUCUGAGUUAGAAGUUCAUCAAACAAGUAGUUUGGCGAUAUAUAUAUAUUCACUAAAAGCCGAAAUGAAAUAAUUAGACUUUUGUUGUGAAAUGUUAUUUCACUUAAUGUUUCGUGUAUUAAGGUUGUAACUACAAUGACACAGUAUAAUUAACUUAUUGUAAACCUGCUAAUGUGUAUCAUUGUUAUUGAAUGUUGUUCUAAAAGAAAGCUUGCUUAUUCUUCGCUUUUUGCUUAAUAGCGAUAGUUAUGUGUAGGAAAUACGUUAUGAAAACCUGGACUUCUAGUCACCAUGUGGGGUUGUUAGACAAUUGUGAUCUCUGUUCUGAAGUUGCGUUUGUUAUUUUUAUCGACUUUUCAGGCUGUAAGAAAAAUUAGGCCUUAAGGAAACGUUAGAAUAAGAAACUUGUGCAUACAGCUAUUUCGAACUAAGUUUCUGUUGUAUUUUUCUAGCUUUCUAAAACUUAUGAAAUACACUGAAUAUAGUUAUGUUCAAAUCAACAUAAAACAAUAUUGUAUUAGACGAGCGUAAACACGUUGGAUAUAUAAAGAUAAUUUAUGUCCAUAUGACACGUGAAGUGCAAUGGCAGGUUUAAUUAGGAGCAUCAAAUAAUGACCUGACCCAUGAACUAGCGCUGAUGACUGCGUUUGUUUUUUCAUAGAUCGAAGUGUAUAAUAAAUGUAUAGGUUUUUGCUUUUACAUCUCAAAAGAUGCUUAUUUUAAGUGCUAAAAAUGUUAUUAAGUGAGUAAAAUCUACUUGUGACAGUAGUGAUACUAGUUGUUUUAUCUUGUAGAGAAUAAAUAAUUCCGUUUUUUGUGUGCAAUAAAUGUUGAUCAUAAACAUUUAUGUUUACUACAAUAUUGUUACACUGAAACUGGCUGUAUGUCUGAUAAUUCUUCAAUUCAUGUAUGAUGCGAAUAAAUAUAUAUAUAUAUUGGUGUUUGUUAAUUAACGUAUCCGACUUUUAAAAAACCGUAAAAAUAUCGACUGUGUUUUAUCCUUUACAAAAAUAACAUUAUUUUACCAAACAACACACUUCACAUGACUGAAAGUAUACUGAUGAUUGUUAGUUAGCAUUGAAAUGACAAGAACUGUUCGGAAGUUUUAAACAACUUUUAUGUACGUUAUAUUUAAAUAGGUGUUUGCCAACUGUUUGUGCUAGUACGUUAUUCUUCGCAGAAGUGGACUUUCGCUUGAAUUUCCUGUAAUCGCAAUAAUUCUAAUAUAUGAUUCUGUCUUAAAGAAAAAUGAAAAUAUAUCUUUUCUCUUGAAUGUUUCUGGUAUGUUGUGAAUUAUUUAUGUCAGCCAGUGAAGAUAAUUUCUGGCGUUGAAGAAGAAAAGGUAAAUUUGUAUAGAAAUACAGGUAUGUAUUGACGGGGAUUAAUUUAUAUAAAGGAUCUGUUAUACAUUUUCUAAAACUACGUGUUUCCUGAUUUGUUUAUUUGUGUAGCUUCAGAGCCUAAACAAUAUACUUUAGUUGUUUGAUAAUGUAACGUAUCUAUUUAUAUAAAAAAUUGCGCCAUCUAUAGAGAAGGAAGGACUUUUUCGGUAAGACUUUUGACACAUUUUCUGUAUUGUUUGUACUCGAUGGAUAACGAAGAAAUGACUUUACUGUACGGUGUGAAAACAGUCCUGCACGUGUACAUACCUUUUAACUUUCAAUUACUCGUAUAAAGACUAAAUUUGCUCUUUCUUUCGUCUUUGCUGUUAUUCCAGAUUUAAUGUUUAUGUAUCACGUAAACGUCUUUCAUUGUACUGGAGCAUGUAUGUUCACCAUUAAAGUGACCCAUCGACGUCUGCUAUUAUUUUACAUACUUUUUCUGCAAUUCGAACGAGAUUCAUAAAAAUCUCUUCUGAUAAAAGAAAACUGAUUUAGAUUGGUCAUCUAAUACUGGUCGUUUCAUUUCAACUGCUUUUCAGAGUUAAUGUGAUUAUUCAAAACUAGUAAUAACGAAACGGAAGAAUGUUUAGCUUUUCUCUGUGUAUGUAUAUUGAACUGUCUUAAAUAAAAAUAUUACAUGUUUA